Thunnus maccoyii (southern bluefin tuna) is the source of this 5385-nucleotide messenger RNA. Its product is annotated as WD repeat-containing protein 20. The transcript has 4 exons. Bases 658 to 2706 code for a protein of 682 amino acids. The record is from RefSeq and is a predicted model, not a curated record. NCBI's taxonomy places the organism in Eukaryota, Metazoa, Chordata, Actinopteri, Scombriformes, Scombridae. Gene Ontology annotation, molecular function: protein binding.
CAGUUUUCUUUAAAAGCUCAAUGUGAGCAUGACAGUGUCAGUUUUCUGCAAUUCAAAUGAAGCCCUCGCUUGUGGCACUAAUCUCUUUCCAUAAAAAGACACCACAUAAUGCAUUUUAAAGAGGUACCAGAAAAAAAAACGAUAGCCAACGUCCUGAAAGCAAUAAGCCUAUUAUAGUGUUGUUUUUUUCAUGAGUGGCACACUUGAUUCAACAAAUCAUAUCUUAAACUGGUCUUGGUGUCACCGGGAGGUUGAUAAAUCAAGCUGGGCCGGAUAAGGGCCGGACGCCUUCUCUUUAACCCCCGACACAUUAGUGGGAGUGCGCAGUGCCAGACUGGGCCAGCAGCCGACGCAUCAUUGAUCGCACGUAUUUACGCACAGUGGAUGAACGGAGGCAAAGAGCUGGUCGAGGAUGAUGCUUACACCGGCUCAGAAGGGCUUUCUCUCGGGGUUUAUUUACCAGGUAGCAGCGGUAUGGUCGCCGGUUCUGGUGUAAAAUGCACUGGAGCAGACCGGGUGUGCUGGUCGGCCUAGCUGAGCUCGGCUGCUGCUGCUCGCCUCCGCCGCUCCCAUUUCUAUUCUAGUACUUUUUUUAUUGCAGCGUUAUUAUUUCCAGGUCAAAAUCACUGUUUCCUGUGCGGCUUGUUUGUACUAAAAAUGGCCGGAGAUGGCGGUGCUCUGAAGGAUAUCAAUGAGAUUAAAUCCCAGUUCCGGACCAGAGAGGGCUUCUACAAGCUGCUCACCCUCUCGGACUCGCAGCAGCGGGGCGGGCUGCCGCGGGGUCCGUCCGCCGGAGCCACGCUGGGCCCCGGGGCUGGAGCCGGUCCGAUACCCGGCGGAGGGGUCGGGCUGCUGCAGGGGCCCGGGGCUGCUGCCGCCGCCGCCGCCGCUGCUGCUGCCGCCGCCUCCUCCUCUUCCAAUGCCGCAGCCAACUCCUCUCCGGCGGGCUUCCUGCCGCCGGUCCGGGUCUCUAUGGUCAAGCUGCAGCCAGAAGACCCGAGCGAGGAGUCGGAGAGGGUGUGCUUCAACAUCGGCAGGGAGCUGUAUUUUUACACGUACACCAACAUCAAGAAGGCUGUAGACCUCAGUAAGCCGAUAGACAAGAGGAUCUACAAGGGGACUCAGCCGACGUGUCACGACUUCAACCAGUACUCCGCCACGGCAGAGAGUGUAGCUCUCAUCGUGGGUUUCUCGGCCGGACAGGUCCAGUAUCUCGACCCCAUCAAGAAGGAAACCAGUAAACUCUUCAAUGAGGAGAGGUUGAUAGACAAAUCCAAGGUGACGUGUCUAAAAUGGCUUCCCAAGUCGGAGAACCUGUUCCUAGCCUCCCAUGCAAGCGGCCACCUCUACCUCUACAAUGUGGACCACCCAUGUGGCACCACGGCCCCACAGUACUCUCUGCUGCGACAGGGCGAAGGCUUCGCCGUAUACGCCUGUAAAACUAAGACGCCGCGCAACCCGCUUUUGCGAUGGGCCGUGGGCGAGGGAGGCCUCAACGAGUUUGCUUUCUCCCCGGACGGCGUGCAUGUGGCGUGUGUGGGCCAGGACGGCUGCCUGCGCGUCUUCCACUUUGACUCGAUGGAGCUGCAAGGGGUGAUGAAGAGUUACUUUGGCGGGCUGCUGUGUGUGUCGUGGAGCCCUGAUGGGAAAUAUCUCGCCACAGGUGGAGAGGAUGACCUGGUUACCGUCUGGUCAUUUGCAGAAAGCCGCGUGGUAGCGAGGGGUCACGGCCAUAAGUCCUGGGUCAACGUGGUGGCGUUUGACCCCUUCACGACCUCCCUGGAAGAUGAAGAGCCCAUGGAGCUUAGCGGCAGUGAGGAGGACCUCCACCAGGGGGCGCCAAAUAACUCCAUGCACUUUGGCCGGGUUCGAACCAGCAGCACGUUGUCGCGUCUUUCCCGGCACAGCUCUAAAGGCGGCGGUUCGGCGGCAGUCACGUACCGGUUUGGUUCAGUGGGGCAGGACACCCAGUUCUGUCUGUGGGACCUGACGGAUGAUGUGCUGUACCCACGCCUGCCGCUGUCCCGCGCCUUCACUAACACUUUUGGACCCUCACUGUCCAACUCUGGCAGCGGAGGGGUCAACAGCACCUCAGGUGGGGGAGGGGUGGAGGGACACCAUCACCCGCCUAACACUAACACCGGCACCACCAACCCACCAACACUCCCCUUACCCCUUCCUCGCUCCCUCUCGCGCUCCAACUCUCUGCCCCACCCCGCCGUGGCAAACGCCUCCAAGGGCCAGGGCGCCUCGGAAGGCGGCGGGGGAGGAGGAGGAGGGGGAGGGAGCAGCGGCGGAGGAAACAGCACCCCGUUCAGCAUCGGCCGCUUUGCCACGCUGUCACUCCAGGAGCGCAAGUCGGACAAGUCUGGUGGCAGCGGUGGGGUGGAGAAGGAGCACAAGCGUUACCACAGCCUGGGCAACAUCAGCAAGAGCAACGAUAAGAUCAACGUGGCGCCGAGGAGCAACCGGCUGGACGCGGCCAAGGUCCUGGGCACCACACUGUGCCCACGCAUGCAUGAAGUGCCCCUGCUGGAGCCGCUAGUGUGCAAGAAGAUUGCACACGAGAGGCUGACCGUCCUGGUGUUCAUGGACGACUGCAUCAUCACAGCCUGCCAAGAGGGUCUCAUCUGUACCUGGGCACGACCGGGGAAGGCGAACUUGACAGCACAAAACGGUAACUCUCCAAGCGGCACAGUGGUAUAGCUGGAGGAGAAGCUUUGCACUCAUCCCUCCCUCCAUCUCCGUUGUCUCCUGUCUGUCCGACAGCCUCUCCACCCAUCCUCAAAAGUUUCAAAUCGGGGGCCAACAACCAGAGACCGUACCCUACCACUGCAGUAUUAUACCCUCAUUAUAACUGUUCUUGCCAUGACCCAAAACCCUGUUCCCUACUGAUUUUACUCUCACGAUGGCCAUUUUGGUGGGAAACUCUUGCUGAAGCAUCGGCGCACGCAACAUUACUUCAGAAAGACUUAACAGUUAGAAGGUUAGCCAAGACAACUGAGACACUAGUUAGCGUAUCGGCUAGUUAGCCAUUAGCCAUCAGUUAACUGUUUAGACUAGGUUCUGGUAGCUAGCUGCAGUGGACCAUAUCUACUGCAUGGCCAAAAGUAUGUGGACACCCCUUUUGUCUUGGGCUGUUCAGGGCCAACUUGGCACCAGUUUGAGGAACGUCAUUUCCUGUUUGAAGGUGACAGUGCACCUGUGCACAAAGCCAGCUCCAUAAAGAAAUGGUUCUCCCAGUUUGGUGUGUAAGAACUUGACUGGCCUGCACAGAGCCCUGACCUUAAGCCCAUCCAUCACCUCUGGGAUGAACUGAGAGCCAGACCUUAUUACCCAACAUCAGUGUUGGACCUCACUGAUACUCUUGUAGCCAAAUGGGAGAAAAUCCCUGCAGCCAGGUUCCAGAUGUGUUGACAGUGUUCUCAGAAGAGUGAAGGCUGUUAAAGCAACAUAUUAAUGCCCAUGAAUUUGGAGUAACAUGUUAAACAAUCACAUAUGGAUGUAACAUUCAGGUGUCCACUUACUUUUGGCCAUAUAAAACUUGCAACUGUAGUUUUUCAUGUUCUGUUUAAAAUUCAAAUACAUGACUUAGUCGUUAUCAUAAUUUACACCCACAGGUUCUACUAAACAGUGCACAAUGUUUUGUGCUUUAUCAAAUAUGAAGAUCUACUGUAUCUUCAUACUUGAUAAGUGAGUUUGGCAGUAAGUAAGCGAUAAUGUACUGUAUGAUAUGGUGUCGUGAUGAGAGAGGCAUCCUUCAUCUCCACCAUGUCUGUUUGUUAGUAGUCAUCCACUUUUAAAGUUUCAUUUAACCAGAAGUUAAGUUGGUUUCACCAGAGUUUCAUGAUUUUAAUUGACACCUGCCAAAAACCAGAAACUAGUAUUUUGACCAUGGUGUAACUAGAUUAAUAGGGCAGCACUUCUUCCUGUUACCUUUGUCUCAAUUUGAAAUGAUAAAUGUCUGAUUCCUGAUGUUAUUAAUGUGGUCAACAGUAGGGCAGAGCUACACCGUACUUGCUCUUCAGAGUUUCCCACCUCAUGCCACUGUGGGAGUAAAUUUUAUUCCCAGUGCUUCAGCCCUCUGCCUUCAUCCCCCGCCCCGCCCCCCUCUGUGUUUCUCUACAGAAAGACUGCAUCAAACAGAGAUUGUUUAUCCUCUCUAUCUGUAACCCUGAAGCAACAAGGAGUGAACGGCCCUUCAGUCCCUCCUCCGUCUGAUCCCUCCCAUCCCCCCGCCCGCCCCCCCCCUUGCAAAAGACACUGCGAAAGCCACGGCCAUUGUAUUUAAGUUAUUUAUUUUAUCACAAGACUGUGUAGUAAUUUAUAUUGUAAAUACUGAAAAUACUCUAUAAAUACAAAAAGGACAAAACGUGUAUGGAAAUAAUGACUUGACAGCAAGGAAGUGAAGAAAAAAACAGGAAAGAUGGAGAAUAUUAAUAUAUGAAGAUCCUUCUAUUGUACAUAGCAACCACAGUUAAAAAAUUGAAUGUCUGCUGUUUUAGGGAACUUGAAGAUGUCAAUGUGUUUUUAUUUCGUGUGAUAGAGUUUUCUCCAGUUUGUCCCUGAAAGCGAGCUGAGUGUGAUCCGUCGACGUCGAGGCGGAAAACAUUUCGGGUUCCAGUGUGACUGACCCGAGUCGAGCACAGAGAGCAAUCUUUGAAGUGGCUGCUAGCUGUACAUUUCAGCUGACUGUCCGAGUCAAAAUAGGUCCAAAUAAUACUAAUUCUCCUGAACAUCACACGUGGACAGACGGCAUAUUAACGAAUAACUUGCUCACGAACACACACACUUGCACAUUCGGGACUUAAAAAACGGCUCACGCGUACAUGCACUCACGCGACACACACACAUGCACACACACACACACACACAUGCAAUCCCCUUAUGGUGUAGCAUCAUAUAUACUGUAUCUUGGACUCAUUCCUGUCGCACCUGAAUUGCCUCUUGCAAGAAUUUGCACAUUCAAUAAAUCCACAGUCCAUCCUGAGCUGCCAUGGGUGACACACAUAAAGGGGGUGUCGUUGUCUUGUUUGAUCUGUGCAGAAACAGCUCCCAUAACCCCCAACACUCACUGGAUAUUUUAAUGGGUGUACAUCUCGACCGGAAAACACAGCAGUGUGUCGAGAUUUAGAUUUUAUUCCCUUGUCUUGAGACUCUCUUAUAAUGACCUGUACGGCUGCAGAGAUCUCAUCCAUGCUUGUCUUUAUUUUCCUGGCAAUUUUCACUAUUUUUCUGACUCUGGUGCAGGAAAAUGACCUCACCGUUCUUUAAACCACCUUCAAAACUCAGAUUGGCUUGAUUAAUUGCUGAAAAAAAAACAAAAAUAAGAUGUGAACAAAGAUUCCAGAGUCCAGACAAAAACACUCUCUCAUACAUGAAAAA